CGACUUCAAUGCGACGGUCGUGUCCAAGCUAGAGCGGCGUUUCACAAUAAAGUGUAUAGAGGAUCUAUAUAUACUGUAGAUAUAUUUACUGCACAUAAAUAUAUACCUAAUAAACUGAUUGUUCAAGUGACAUAUUGACCAAAACUCUCGAUUUAAUGGAGCUGGCUACUGAUGCAGUGAGAAAACCCAAUGCUGAAGGCAGUGCUUCAACCAUAUAUGGCAUGCCAGUGGAUGCGCAUCACCCGUUCUAUUUGGACUUGUACCGCAAGUCUGUGCAGAAUCCCGUUGCCUUCUGGGAGGAGCUGGGCCAAUUGCUCGACUGGGACAGGCCCUGGCAGCAGGUGCUGGACAACAGCAAUUCGCCGUUUACUAAGUGGUAUGUGGGCGGCUAUUUGAAUGCCUGCUACAAUGCCGUGGACAGGCACAUACUGGCCGGCAGGGGCGACCAGGUGGCCCUCAUCCACGAUAGUCCGCUCACGGAGACGGUGCGCAAGGUCACCUACCAGGAGCUGUACGACCAGGUUGUUCUGCUGGCAGGCGGCCUGGCCAAGCUGGGCGUUGGUAAGGGCGAUCGUGUGGUCAUCUACAUGCCUCUGAUACCGGAGACCAUAAUCGCAAUGCUGGCUAUAGUUCGCCUUGGAGCCAUACAUUCGGUGGUAUUUGGUGGAUUUGCUGCACGUGAGCUCUGCUCGCGCAUUGAGCACGUCGAACCGAAAGUCGUGAUCGCUGCCAAUGCGGGCGUGGAGCCCGGCAAGGUGGUGCCAUAUCUGGACAUACUCCACUCCGCCAUCAAUAUGUCACGCUGGAAGCCACCGCAACGCAACAUUAUUUUCAUGCGCGAGAAGGUGGCGUCCGACAUCCUGGACGACAAGCUGGAUGUGCUCUGGUCAACUGUGCAGGGCAUGGCCGAUGCUAGGCAGCCAGUGGCCUGUGUGCCCAUCGAAGCGAACGAUCCACUCUAUAUACUCUACACCUCGGGCACCACAGAUAAGCCGAAGGGUGUGCUGCGCACAAUUGGCGGCCACCUGGUGGUCUUAAUGUACACGUUGAAGAUGAUUUAUGGCAUUAAGCCCGGCGAUACAUGGUGGGCUGCCUCCGACAUGGGCUGGGUUGUGGGGCACUCUUACAUAUGCUACGGUCCCCUCUGCCUGGGUGCCACGAGCGUCAUGUACGAGGGUAAACCAGAUCGCACGCCGGAUCCGGGACAGUACUUUAGAAUAAUCGACCACUACAAGGUGUGCGGCAUCUUCUCCGUGCCGACCUCUUUCCGUGUGAUACGUCGCGCCGAUCCGGAAAUAAGCUACGGCCGCCAGUACUGCAUGAAGUCGUUGCGGGCCAUCUUCAUAGCUGGCGAGCAUUGCGAUUACGAGACCAAGGCUUGGAUAGAGAAGACAUUCAAGGUGCCGGUGCUGAACCACUGGUGGCAAACGGAAACGGGCUCGGCCAUAACUGCGACUUGCUUGGGCCUGAAGCACAGUCUCACUCCGCCCAUAUACUCUACCGGCUUGCCCCUGAUGGGCUACGAUGUUAAGAUUUUGAAAAAGGAUGGCACUGAGGCGCAGCCCUCUGAGCUAGGCCGUAUUGUGUUGAAGCUGCCGCUGCCCCCUGGCAACAUGGCCACACUCUAUAGGAACGACGAGCUCUUUCGCAAGCUCUACUUCCAAAAGUUUCCGGGCUACUAUGAUACGAUGGACGCCGGGUAUAAGGACGCGCUGGGCUAUGUUUUCGUUACGGCCCGUGAUGAUGAUGUCAUCAAUGUGGCCGGCCAUCGUCUGUCCACCUCCAGUCUAGAAGAUGCUGUGUUGCGGCAUCCAGACGUGGUCGACGUAGCCGUAUUCGGUGUGCCGGAGCCAACUAAGGGUCAGGUGCCGCUCUGUCUCUAUAUACCCGUCGAGACGUGCAAGAAAACCGACGCCAAGCUCUCUGCUGAGAUUAUCAAGCUCAUACGCGACAUUGUGGGUCCCAUCGCAGCCUUCCGCCUCAUCACCUCGGUCAAAAACUUGCCCCGCACGCGCUCCGGCAAGACGAUGCGCAAGGCCAUGGCCGACUUUGCCAGGAACGAACGUGUCGUGCUGCCGGCUACCAUUGACGACGCCAGCGUCUUCAGCGAGAUCAGGCGCGCCCUGCAGCAUCUGGGCUAUGCGAUGUCUGCGCCCGAUCCCAUAGUCGCUAAGCUUUUGGACUGAUCCUUGGCUGAGCUCAAGAGCCACUUCGUCCCCUGGGUUAACUGUGCAAUUAUUAUAGUUUUUUUGUAAAUGUUCAUAUAAAUCAAAUAAAUCUUCAACAUA
Molecule: messenger RNA, 2288 nt
Organism: Drosophila navojoa
Lineage: Eukaryota; Metazoa; Arthropoda; Insecta; Diptera; Drosophilidae
Product: acyl-CoA synthetase short-chain family member 3, mitochondrial
Cellular component (GO): mitochondrial matrix
Molecular function (GO): propionate-CoA ligase activity
Source: RefSeq, a predicted model, not a curated record